AUGCUCACUAACCCAGAAGUCACAAAGCCUCUGCAGAGGGAAGGCUCAGUCAUAGGUAGCUACUUACUGCAGGACGAGCCGGUCAAAAGACGGCCAAGCUCUGCUGAAGAGUUGGAGCUGACCAAAAACACAAAGCUCACAGACUCUGCCGAGACGCUCCGCCCGUCAUGUAUAGAUGAAAGUGUUGAGCAGAUGCACACUCAGAGUAAAGCCGUCGGUCCUCAGCGAGUGUUUAAGGUGGUGUUUCUGGGGAACUCGGGGGUUGGUAAGAGCUCCUUCAUCCACCACUGCUGCAUGGGACGGUUCCACAGGAACAUGAGCUCUACUGUCGGUGUAGAUUUUCAAAUGAGGACUUUAGUUUUGAACUCCACCACCGUCACCCUGCAGCUCUGGGACACUGCAGGGCAGGAGAGGUAUCGCAGUAUCACUGAGCAAUACUAUCGAAGGGCUGAUGGCGUCCUCACCAUGUAUGACGUAACUCAUUCCGCCUCCUUCACUGCGGUGAGGGAAUGGAUAGACUCUGUCAAGGAGAAGAUGUGUGAAGGGACUGUGCUGAUGCUGGUGGGGAACAAGCUGGACCUAGCUGACAAUCACAGCAGAAAAGUGACGACAGCAGAGGGUCAGAGUCUGGCAGAGCAGUACCAGGCUUUGUUUUAUGAGUGCAGUGCCAAAACAGGAGAGAACAUGGAAAAGCUGAUAGAUCACCUGGCUGGGUAG
Molecule: messenger RNA, 717 nt
Organism: Nematolebias whitei (Rio pearlfish)
Lineage: Eukaryota; Metazoa; Chordata; Actinopteri; Cyprinodontiformes; Rivulidae
Product: ras-related protein Rab-6.2-like
Exons: 8
Coding region: 1-717 (238 amino acids)
Molecular function (GO): GTPase activity; GTP binding
Source: RefSeq, a predicted model, not a curated record